AUGAUUGAACUGAGCUCGAGUGUUGAAAAUCGUGUGUGUUCUCCAUGACUCAUCUUGAUGGAAAAUUUGAUGGGCGACUGUUUAUCACAGACUACAGAAUAAAGUGAAAACAAAAGUUGUCAAUCUGGCGCAGCAGUGACAUGGCACAAACUGAUAGGUCACUUGUUUUUGAUGAGGUAAGCGCAAAUGACAAGUCGUAAUUAUUAUCGCAAAUAGGCCGUGGAUCUGCUGUCGCGAAAAUUGCCAAAUCGUUAAGUAAAUGUUUUCGGUAGAACAUAAACAAAGUGACAUUAUUGCUGAAGUGAACACACCAGAAACGUUAUUGGUGAGCGUAAGAGCGAAAAAAGAAACUGGACGACUAUGUCGGAAAAUUUGAACAUAGUGAUGAAUGGAACACAGCCAUCGGGCUGCUACUGGAAUCACACAGCAGGAGAAAUUGGAAUGACCUUUGCUUACUGCCUGAUUUUUCUUGUUUCGCUGGCUGGGAACACUGUCGUCGGAAUAAUUGUUUACAAGACGAAAACCAUGAGAAAACCAAUCAACUUUUUCAUUGUAAACAUGGCUAUGUCUGAUCUGCUGUUUCCAAUUUUCUUGAUUCCUCGGGAAAUUCAACUGCUCUACAUAGACUCCUGGCUGAUCGGUGGUCCUCUUGGCCAGGCCUUGUGUAAGCUGGUAAUCUUCUUAUCUGAUGUCUCCCUUAUUGUGUCUAUUCAGAGCCUGGUUCUGAUAGCAGUGGAUCGAUUUGCAGCUGUGGUAUAUCCCCUCCGUUCCCCACUCAUCACCAUGAGAAGACCCAUCAACUUUCUAAUCGUUAACAUGGCCAUGUCCGAUUUACUUUUUCACAUUUUUGGCUUCCCUUACUGGAUGCAAACGCUCUAUAUAGACUUCUGGCUGAUCGGUGGUCCUCUUGGCCAGGCCUUGUGUAAGCUGACUUACUACUUACCAUAUGUCUCCCUUAUUGUGUCUAUUCAGAGCCUGGUUCUGAUAGCAGUGGAUCGAUUUGGAGCUGUGGUAUAUCCCCUCCGUUCCCCACUCAUCAGUUCAAAGUUGUGCCCGUUCUUCAUUCUCGCCACUUGGAUCGUCGCGAUGGCUAUCCAAUCCCCAGAGCUCGUCGCCCUCAAACUUGUUGAAUACCCAGGAGGUUUGGUGUGUUCGCGGCAUUGGAAUGAAGCCUUUGGAGAGUCCUGGUCCGUUGAGAAUUAUUACGUGUUAAUUUUGGUUAUAUUUUUUAUCAUCCCUUUGAUGUUGAUAGCCAUACUUUACAUCAUCAUCUAUUUAAAGGUCAAAUCACAGAAGAUUCCAGGCGAGGAGUUGGCCAACUUUGGACAACAACGCCUGCAAAGGAAGCGAAAUGUGUUAAAGAUGGCCUUUGCUAUCGUGUUAGGGUUUGCAGUAUGCUGGCUGCCUCUCAUUAUCUUCUGGUUUCUCUUCUUCUUUACGUCGGAUAUAUGGUCUUGUGGCUCCCAAUACUUUAUUAUUGUUGCCUUUUUCAUGGCUCGCGCAAAUUGUGCCAUAAAUCCUUGCAUCUGUUUUAUUUUUAGUAGAAAUUAUCGGGAAGGACUUAAUAAUCUCUUAAGAUUACGGUGUUCCUUUAAGGUCGGCACACACGAGGGGACUAAUCCCUGCAACUAGUCCCUGCAACUGAGUCCACUGAAGAUUUUACACGAAGGGACUGGUCCCAGGGACUUAUCCCACGAACAGUUCACACGAAGUGCAGUUUUGGGGAACAAUUCGCAGAGACUUGGCCCAAAAAUUUAAACUGGUUUGAAUUCGUGGGACUAGACGCAGGGACCAAAGCUUGGUCACUGCGACUAGAUUUUGAAGAAAAAAUGGCCAGUUCACACGAUGGGACUUUUUCCUGCGACUUGUUUCAGGGACUAGUCGUAGGGACUAAUCCCCUCGUGUGAGAA
Messenger RNA from Orbicella faveolata, 1910 nucleotides. Its product is annotated as neuropeptide FF receptor 2-like. The record is from RefSeq and is a predicted model, not a curated record. NCBI's taxonomy places the organism in Eukaryota, Metazoa, Cnidaria, Anthozoa, Scleractinia, Merulinidae.